CCAUGUCACAUGUCACAUUGAAGUAAGCCACUGAAAACGGUGUAAAAGACGAGGAGGAUUCAUUUCGACGAUCACUGGAUACACACCAGCAAGAAUGCCGAGUUCGAUUGAUCAGCAAAGCAGUUCAUCGCCACUGUCUGCCAGGAUAAGAUCAACAACAUGCAAGCCGUCGUGCCCCGCAGGGGACCGCGAGAGAUUGAUGACGUGCCACUAUGCCAGACCGACCGGCGCGAGCGCGACCAAUCAAUUAUUCCCCUCCGAUCCCGACUCGUCGCCGUCGACGGCGUCCCUGUCGUCCCCGUCGUCGUGGGUGUCAAGAUCGCCACCCACCACCAGCACCUCGGCGGGAUCGGCCGGCGAUCCCUCGACGUCGAAGAGCUGCUUCCGCAGCACGUCGUGGAGGCCGUCGAAGAGCUUCUUCUUGACGGCGUCCAUGGCCCACUCGAGCCGGUGGAGCAGCUCGGUGGAGUUCUUGUUGUACAUGAAGAGGCCGUUGUAGAGGUCGAAGCUGUCGCUGCAGGUGUUGUCCACCAGCCGGAGCAGCGUCUCGUACCCCCUGGUGCUGAUCGGCGUCGGCCGGAGCUCCAGCAUGGCGAGCAUCCUCCCGACGGUGUGCGUCAGGAACUGGGUCCCGGCGGCGUGCGCGUCGUGCUCGGCGCAGGACAUCUCCACCAUGCGGCAGCCCUCGCGGGCGAACACGCCGAGGAAGGCCUCGGCGCGGGCGCGGCGCGCGGGGCAGUCGCCGACGCGGACCCUGUCGAAGACGAAGGGGAGGCCGGCCCAGCCGUCGCGCGCGGACUCCGGGCCGAACAUGGGGUGCGUGCAGAUGAUGUCGAACUCCUCCGGGAGCGCGCCGAGGAGGAGGUUCUUGGGGAACUCCUUGACGGAGAGCACGUCGGCGAAGAGGGUGUCGCGGCGGAGGCGGUGCACGGGGAGCGAGCGGACGACGGGCUCGGCGGAGAGGAUGGAGGUGGCCAGGAGCACCACGUCGGGGUGGCACUCGCAGAGGUCGUGCGGGUCGGGGAAGAAGCGCGCGCCGAGGGCGGCGGCGGCGGCGGAGUAGUCGGAGCGGGAGUGGGCCAGGACGGUGUGGCCCUGCGCCACCAGCGUGCGCGCCAGGAACUGGCCGUAGUUGCCGAACCCAACCACGGCGAUCUUGAGGCGCGGCGGCGGCUGCUGCUGGUCCUCCCUUUCCCCGACCUCAGCCGCGCGUGGCAACGAGCCGUUGCUAUCGAACGGCUGGGCGGCGGCGCCCGUGGCGCGGAGGCGGAGGGGAGGAGCCGCCGCGCCGGGAGGAAGCCGCCGCCUCCGGCAUCUCGCCGCGUGGAACUGGUGGUUGGUCGGAGCGGGCAGUCGGCGGCAGGAGGAUGGCGGGUGGUGGAGGCGGACGGAGGGAGGCGUCGCCAUUUACUCCUGGGUGUGGGUGGGCGGCGAGACUAAACGGCGGCGAUCUUAUUAUUAUUUUCUCGAGACAGAAAAGCCGACGAGACCUAAGGUCAAAAAAAAAAAGCCGACGAGACCUAGGUCACCUAUCGUAAUGGGCUGGCCCAUUUGUCAGGCCGGCCCAUCUUAAUUUCUAACUGGGCCACGAUGGCCCGGCCCGUAUAAUAUUUGAUCCAAUUCACAGGUGCUGAGGGGUAGGGGCUCUUCGGUAAUUUGGCGAGUUGGGAGAAGAGGGGAUUCGUUCGACCGGCGGCGUGGCGAUCGGGAGAGGCUGAGGGAGGCCGGCGAGGGCGAUGGAGGAGGAGGUGACGGGGAGCGGCGGGGGGAUGGGGCGGAAGAUGGCUGCGGGGGAGGUGGAGCUGAAGGAGAAGUCGGGGACGGCGUGGAGCCACUCGUACCUGAACCAGAAGCCGUGGCACCCGCUCUCGUACCCGAACCAGCGCCGCAAGUGGAUCGCCGAGCAGGUCCACGCCAACCGCGCGCGCCGCCAGGAGGAGGUGCAGCGGGAGUUCGCGCAGGAGCAGGAGUUCUUCCGGCAGACCGCGCUCUUUUCCAAGAAGGACAAGGAGAAGAUGGAGGUAAUGAAAGCUGUGAGUUUUAUGUACGUGCGCCCACCUGGCUACAAUGCAGAGAGUGCAAAAGCUGCUGAAGUUGAAGAUGAGAAGAAGUCAGAUCCAGGUGACAUGGCUCAAGGUGCAGCAGCAGCAAGUACCUCUUCAAUGCCUGAAAAGGGACCUGAAAAGACUCAAGCAGGUGCAGAUAAGAAAAAUAGACCAAAAGAUGUUUUUGGUCGGCCAUUGCCAACAGAACAAGAAUUCGAGGUUCUAAAAAAUGCUCCAAGGUUAGAAACAGGUGCUCCUGUAAGAAUUAAGCCAUUUGGUGUUGAAGUUCGUAAUGUUAGAUGUUUAAGGUGUGGGAACUAUGGUCACCAAAGUGGUGACCGGGAAUGUCCGUUGAAGGAUGUGAUCAUGCCUAACGAGGAGAGUCGAUUGAAAAGGGAUGAUCCACUUACAACUAUUAUGGCACAGACUGAUUCGAGUGAGCCUUUGAAAUGGGAACUUAAGCAAAAGCCUGGCAUGAGCCCUCCUCGUGGUGGAUUCGACCCAGAUGAUCCUAAUCAGCAGAUUGUGGCAGAAGACAUCUUUGAUGAAUAUGGAGGUUUUCUGGGAAACUGUGAUAUUCCAGCUCUCAUUUCCAACUUUACUGGUAGCAAAUCCAAGAAACGUUCCAAGAAGAAAAGCAAGCAUAAGCAGGUUGAAUCUGCUAUUCUUAAGGAAUCCAAUAGACAUGAAAGCGAAUAUCAUUUAUCAUCGGACUCUGAAGAUGAGAAGAGAAACAAUACAUUAAGAAGCAAAAGAAGGAAAAAAUAUUGUUCUGAUUCAUCCCAUUCUGAUUCUGAGGUGGAUGCUAGAAAAGGCAAGCAUAAGUCAAAGCAUAAGCAUAAGAAAAAACACCGGUCAGAGUCUUCUUCUGAUUCAGAAGUUGAGGUUCGUGAAGAUACAAGGAGGCAUCUGAAGAGGGAACACAGGAAGGAGAGAAGAGAGGAGUCACCAUCGUCCUUCUCUAAGGAUAAAGGAGACGCCGAAAGCAGGAGGCGUUCAAGGGAGAAGCGCCACUACAGUUGCUCGAGUUCUUCUGAGAGUGAGAGGCAUUCUCUACGACACAAGGAAAAACAAUAUUACAGUGACUCGAGUUCUGGUCGGCGCCAUCGACACUCAAGGAGAUUGAGGGAAAAGAAAUAUGACAGUGAGGCGAGUUCUCCUGAUGCCAACAGGCAGCCGAGAUCAAUGGAGAAGCAGUGCCAUACUGAUUUGAGCCCGCAUCAUACUGACAGGCAUUCACAGAGAUCAAGUGGUAAGCGAGACUAUACCAAGUCGAGCCGUUAUGAAAGCAGUAGACAUUCAAGGAGAUCCCAGGAGAAAAGGCGCCACUCUGAUUCUAGUGCGUCUGAUUACUCAGACUCUGAUCGGCACAACCAACACCGCUAUCAUCCUAGGGGAAAAUGAUCUGCACGGUGUAUGUAAAUUGCCCUCUCCACAGUGUAUAUCUGGGGAUCACCCUGGAUGUAACGGCAUUAAGGGUACCUGGCCCCUUUCUGAAGAUCACCAGGAUCCACUUGAGUCUGGUAUUUUGGUGACUGCCUCAGGGCCGUCAUCUGUUUUGUAACAGUAAUGAAGUUGUUCCUUAACGAUUGUAUUGUUGUAGCAUGUGAUAGGGGUCCCACAGUGUUGGUGGUUGUUUAAUUUUGUGCGUCAGGCUUCCUUUUGGUUCUGCGCACUCGCCAAAAAAGUUUUUUUUGGGUGAAAUGUAACGCUUCUUUGCGUGAAUUUUCGUAAACCUGGUAUAGUUUACCCACCCCCACUGGCAUGAAAAACUUUUAUUUCA
Molecule: messenger RNA, 3828 nt
Organism: Panicum virgatum (switchgrass)
Lineage: Eukaryota; Viridiplantae; Streptophyta; Magnoliopsida; Poales; Poaceae
Exons: 6
Coding region: 1737-3449 (570 amino acids)
Biological process (GO): negative regulation of DNA-templated transcription
Cellular component (GO): nucleus
Molecular function (GO): transcription corepressor activity
Source: RefSeq, a predicted model, not a curated record